This is a messenger RNA of Prosopis cineraria, 958 nucleotides long. RefSeq names its product tetraspanin-8-like. The coding region runs from base 114 to 923 and encodes 269 amino acids. Gene Ontology annotation, cellular component: plasma membrane; plasmodesma. The transcript is spliced from 2 exons. Gene Ontology annotation, biological process: auxin-activated signaling pathway. Lineage: Eukaryota; Viridiplantae; Streptophyta; Magnoliopsida; Fabales; Fabaceae. The record is from RefSeq and is a predicted model, not a curated record.
CGUUCUCUCCUUGUUCUGUAAGGCUCUCUGUUUCCGAUUCUGAAAUCUGCAUUCUCCUUUUCAACUUGGUUCUUGCCAAUGCCGAGAAAUUCGAUUUCCCAAUUCUCUUCAACAUGUUUAGGGUGAGUAACAAUUUGAUCCUGCUAAUAAAUUUCUCGACACUCAUUCUGUCAAUCCCCAUAAUAUUAGAAGCCAAAUCGCUAGGAAAGGAUAGCGACUGCGAGAAAUGGUUGCAGAAAGCGAUCCUCAUAUUCGGCAUUUGCAUCAUGGUAUUGUCCACGAUAGGUAUGAUCGGCGUUUGCUGCAGCUCCACCGCCUGCCUCUGCAUCUAUCUGUUCCUCAUGAAUUUGAUCAUCAUCGCGCUGUUCGCCUUCAACAUCUUCUUGUACGUGAUUACGAACAAAGGGGUUGGGGAAGCCGUGUCUGGAUUAGGUUUCGAGGAAUAUAGGCUUGGGGAUUACUCACACUGGUUGCAGAGGAGAGUGGAGAACGUCGAUAACUGGAAUAACAUCAAGAGCUGCUUGCAGCGAGUUCAACUCUGCGCUAAAUUUUACUCCGAUCAUCAAAACGACACUGUACAACCCUUCUAUCAAUCGCAUUUAUCUUCAGUUCAGUCAGGGUGUUGUAAGCCUUCAAGGGUGUGUGGGUUCGAAUACGAGUCGGCGAUAGUGUGGAAGAAGCCAGAAAACGGGACGACGUCGUCUUCGGAUCCAGAUUGUAAUGCAUGGGACAACAAUCCAAGUAUCUUGUGCUUCAAUUGCGAUGCGUGUAAAGCAGGAGUGCUGGAUAACAUCAGGAACAGUUGGCUUAAUGUGUGUGUUGUUAACUUCACUGUCAUCCUUUUGCUGUGGAUAUCUAUUCCAUUGGAUGCUGUGCUUACAGAAACGACCGAAGGGAUGAACUCAACUGUCGUUAUCUUCUAAGUUAUUAUCGUUAUUAGGAUUUCAGUUCUGUUAUG